Saccostrea cuccullata (small rock oyster) is the source of this 3485-nucleotide messenger RNA. RefSeq names its product ras and EF-hand domain-containing protein homolog. Bases 490 to 2709 code for a protein of 739 amino acids. The transcript has 18 exons. Gene Ontology annotation, biological process: vesicle-mediated transport. The record is from RefSeq and is a predicted model, not a curated record. Gene Ontology annotation, molecular function: GTP binding; GTPase activity; calcium ion binding. Lineage: Eukaryota; Metazoa; Mollusca; Bivalvia; Ostreida; Ostreidae.
AAAAUAGUGUGCAUUGUAUAAAACCUCGAUACAUUUGCAAUAGAUAUGUACAAAAAAAUUCAUACAUUAAAAAAAAUCAAUCUUUACGUAGCCUUUAGAUCUUUUUCUCCAUAUGUUGCCGUUUUCUGUAGUCUAAACCACGUGAUCACAUCUUUUUAUCAAACGUGUCACGUGACAGACAACCUUCCAUCGAUCCUUUCACUGUUCAGUAUGAGUAGAUAAGUUUGAUAGCAGUUUCUCCGUUUGCCAGGUGAGAACGCCCCUAUCUCAGUCAUAUACCGAUAUACGUGUACAGAUAACUUGUGAACAGUGAAACUUUCUUCUCUUGUGUUCACCUGUCGGGAUAAAUUUGACUUGUGAAAUUCUGCAAUUGUCUUUUAUCAGGGACCGUUAAAACUACUGCCGAAUAGUACAUUGAUAAAACUGAUAUACCACACAUUUUUCCUAAAAAAGAAAAUGAAUAUUUUGACAUAAUCUUGCUUUGACGUUAUGAGUCAAGACUUUGAUGCCGCCGACCAACUUUUUCAAAUCUGUGAUCUAGAUGGUUCUGGUUAUGUCGAUGAAGCAGAACUCGCCCAGAUAUGCAAAGAGCUCCCUGCCGAAGAUCUCCAUGAAAUAUUCCUGGAACUGGACAAAGACCAAGAUGGCCACAUCAGUGUAGAGGAAUUCAGAAGAGGUUUCAAAGAGAUUUAUAACAAUGUAAAGAAACGUCGGCUCUCUAACAAGAACUCGGAGGAGGGGACGCCACAGAACAGCUCGGUGGACGAUGCUGUAUUUGAUGAUUUUGUUGGUUCUCUGGACGAUGGACUGAAGGCGUUGUCUUGCCAGGAGCAGGUCUGUGAGCUGUACCAACAACUCCAUGCCUCUGAUCACUCGGACCUGCUUCAGAACUUUGAAUCCAUUAUCCUCGGCGUGCUGAAAGACGUCCGCUUCUAUCAGGUGGAAAAUGAACGACUCGAGAAGUCCUUCAAAAGAGAAAAAGAACAACAUGAAAGGCAUCUUCGAGAAUUGGAAGAUGAAAUGGACAAAGAGAUUCAAAAACUUGAAGAAGCUUUCAAAGAAAAGGAAGAAGAAAGAAUUGCUACAGAAAAAGCGGAACUCAGGAAAGAGGUGGAAAACGAGAUAAACACGCUACAACAAAAUCUCACGAAAUUACAACAGGACAAAUCUGAUCCGAGAGGGUCUGAAUUAGAGGAACAAGUAAAUAAUGUAAAAAUAAAACUGGAUGAAUUAACAUCGGAAAACAGAAGACUCCGGAGUGAACUGACAGACGCACAUACAAACCUAGCUCUGGUCAGAAGUGAACUGGCUACAGUCAGACAGCAACAUAAAGACAAAUGCCAGGAACUGGGCAUGGAGAAGGAAACAGUAAUGGACUACAUUAAAGAACAAGACAAUUUGACACGACAGCUUCAUCUAUUACAUGACGCCAAUAAACAACUUCAUGACACCAAUGAUGACCUAAGACUUGCCAUCGAAAGCAAACGGAAUAGUCAGAGAACAUCUGUAGCUAGUGCUUCCAGCUCGACUCCAAACACCUUUGGUAAAGACAGAAGAGGAUCCGUGAUGAGUGAAUACUUCCUCGGGAACCGAUCAGGCCCGCCAUCGGUACGAUCUUGCAAUCUCAGUCCUGCGUCAUCCGUUGUAGAGGAGCCUAUAUCUAGACAACUCUCCGUCGGGAACUACUCACCACGCCGUCUUCCCGCCAGGUUGCCUAGAGACGAUACGUGCGAAGAAGAUAACCUAGGCGAUGACAUGGAUAGUGGACAUUCUACGCUGAGGGAACACAAUGAUUUAGACACGGAGUCCGAGGCACACUAUGAUGACGAUCUAUACAGACAUCGAAUGUUCACACCAAAGAUCCAGCCCAACAGACUCAUAGAGGAAACAGAUGAACCCGAAUCUCAUGACGAAACUGAAUCAGAAUCUAUAGUCCCAAACGACAAUAGAUCACUCCAGAUACAAACGCGGCUAGGAACACCAAGUAUCAGGUCUUCCCGCGCAAGUCUCAGAUCACGUGAGAGCAGAAACAGUCGUCUGCGCCGCAUGACAGCAAGCCAGGAGUCUAUUGGUUCUUCAAAAACCUCUCGUGACCCAGAAAGAAUGUAUAAAAUAGUUUUAGCAGGCGAUGCCGCUGUAGGGAAAUCUAGCUUCAUCAUGAGGCUAUGCAAAGGAAAAUUUGUACCAAACCUCAGCUCCACAUUAGGAGUUGACUUUCAAACAAAGUUAUUGGAAGUUGAUGGUAGAACUAUUGCUUUGCAAUUAUGGGAUACAGCAGGACAAGAGAGGUUUAGAAGCAUUGCCAAGUCAUACUUCAGAAGGGCUGAUGGAGUGCUACUGUUAUAUGAUUGUUCUUAUGAGAGAUCGUUUAUGAGUGUUAGAGAAUGGGUGGACUCGAUAGAGGAAGGUGCUCAAAAGAAGGUGCCGAUCAUGUUGUGUGGAAAUAAAACAGAUCUGAGAGACGAAUCUGAAAAACAGGGGAGGAAAGUAGUCAAGUUUGAAGAUGGACAGAGAUUAGCAAGGGAAUUUGAGGGGCUUUUCAUUGAAACUAGUGCUAAAGAUGGAUCUAAUAUUGUGGAUGCUGUAACAGAACUAUCGAGACUUCUCAGCUCUAAUGAAGAUUUAGAAGUGAAAGCCGCGGGGCUUCAACUGCAUGACCCCGACUAUGAUCCCAGUAAACAAACCAACUGUUGUGGGAGAUCGUCUUGAAAUGUUAAACUUCGUAUCUCAGUUGGGAUCUCUUGUAUAAGAUCUUGGGAAUAAGGAUAUUUUUUGAAAUUUUUUGCAGACUAUUAGCAUCGAAUGAAGAUUUAGAAGUUAAAACGUCUGGCCUUCAGCUACAUAGUGGUAACGCGAAGGAAAAAUCUUCAUGCUGUGGAUCUUAAUAUCAACAACAUUUACUUUUAUGUACAUAUAAUAUAUUAAGUGUUAUUUAUAUUUUUCGCAAUUCAAAGAUCACUGCAAGCUUAUAUAUUGUUCUUAAUAAUUUAUCUAGCGUACGGGGGCAUCGCUUUUAAAAUAAAUUGAAUCAUUUUAAAGCCACAACCAAGUUUUACAUCGUAUGUAUGUUGAUUUUUUCCUUAUUUUUUAGGAAUUUAAGUAUAUCUCUUGUACCAAUUCAUAAUGUAGUGCAAUAAUAACAUUUUAAUUAUAUAUUUUAUGCACAAUUUUUUAGGAUCAAUUUUGAGAUUGCGUGAAAUGUAGUGUUCGCUUUCGACAUUUCAUGCAUUUCAACAGGGCACUGAUAAGUCAAUAUUGUAGAAAUAUACGUUUAGCACAUACUUUGCAUUAUUUUUAUUGUUCAAUGCAUUUGUUUUUAAAUUCUGGACAUUUAUGUCUCAUUUUCAAAUGAUUCAAAAGAUCAAUAAUUUACAAUUAAAUACUUACGUAGCAUAUCAUAAUUUAUACAAUAACUCUCCAUCUCUAAAUGAUACUUGCUUUCUAGUCUUAUUUGUUGUUAUAUAUUUGCUGGUAAUUACUUGUUA